Molecule: messenger RNA, 947 nt
Organism: Anarrhichthys ocellatus (wolf-eel)
Lineage: Eukaryota; Metazoa; Chordata; Actinopteri; Perciformes; Anarhichadidae
Gene: tmem14ca
Product: transmembrane protein 14Ca
Exons: 4
Coding region: 497-820 (107 amino acids)
Biological process (GO): regulation of heme biosynthetic process
Cellular component (GO): mitochondrial membrane
Source: RefSeq, a predicted model, not a curated record
UUGUGACAGAGGACAAACUGAAAGAGCAAGGUUGUAUGUGGCUUCAUUUGCGUUUCAAGCUUCCUUUUGUGACAAUGUCAGACUUGAUAAAGCUCAAAUUGUUCUACAAAAAAGUGGCGUAGGUUAAAUAUUCUGUGAACCUUCGUGUAAGCGAUGCACGUGUGUUAGUUGUCUGUGCUCCUGGCGCGCUUGCUAAAACUGUACAGCAGCUAGCUUAAUCUCAAAAUCCAGACGCACCCAUGCACCUUGGAGUUGGCCCACAAUGUAACGAUUUGUGAUCAAAAACAGACGAACGCAGCUGUGUGACAGCGGGGGAACACUUCCUCAGAGGAAACAUUGUUUCUAUAUCUUUUAUUGCCUCAGCUAGUUUUCUAUAACAGCUCUGUGUCGCAGCCCUCAGACAUUCCUUUGGGCAUUUUUGCAUCUGUAAGUGAACAGUAGGAAGUCGUCUGAAUUCAAUAGUUACCGUGAACACAACAAUUUGCAGGUGUCCAACAUGUCUGCGGAUUGGGUCGGAUAUGGAUAUGCAGCCCUCAUUUCAUCCGGGGGAGUCAUUGGUUUUGUGAAAGCAGGCAGUAAACCCUCCCUUGCUGCGGGUCUUCUCUUCGGUGGCCUCGCAGGUUUUGGUGCCUACCAGAUCUCCAACGACCCCAAAAAUAUUUGGGUGUCCCUCGCUACAUCCGGAGCUCUGACUGCCGUCAUGGGAAAGAGGUUCUAUGGAUCCAGGAAGUUCAUGCCAGCCGGCUUGAUGGCUGCAGCAAGUCUUGUGAUGGUGGGGAAGCUUGGGUUGACAUUGCUCCAGAAACCGCAGGAGUCCUGAUGGAGUCGAGAUUCUGAUGCGCACCCCAUCUUCUUCUGUUCCAGGAGCUUCCUGACAGCAUUUGUAAUUUGCUGUUAAUGUCAUUUUGUAAUGGAUGAAAUAUAGUACCUUGUUUAUAUAAUAGGAA